AUGACGGCCAUGUGGAUCGCCACCAGCCUGCUUGUCUGGGGCCUCGUCCGCCCGCCCAGCUUUCUGCAUGCCCUCGCCGUCGGUGCGUGCGUGACGCCCACCGACCCCGUGCUGUCUGCCGUCAUCGUCAAGGGCAAGUUUGCGGACCAGAACAUCCCCAAGGAUCUGCAGAACCUCAUCAUCGCCGAGUCCGGCACCAACGACGGCCUGGGCUACCCGUUCUUGUUCUUCGCCCUCUACCUCAUCAAGUACGUCGGUGCGGGGGCCACUGAGGGAAAUGCUGGCGACGCCAUGGGGCUUUGGUUCGGCUUCACGUGGGGUUACACCAUCAUCCUGAGCAUUCUAUACGGCGCUGUCGUCGGUUGGCUGGGCAAGGAGCUGCUGUUCUGGGCCAAGCAGCGCAACUAUGUCGACCGCGAGAGCUUCCUCGUCUUCGCCAUCGCGCUCGCCCUCUUCGUGCUCGGCACAUGCGGCCUCAUUGGCACCGACGACGUGCUUGCCUGUUUCAUUGCCGGCAACACCUUCACGUGGGACGACUGGUUCCGACUGCAGACCAAGGAUGACUCCCUGCAGCCCACCAUCGACAUGCUGCUUAACGUCACCAUCUUUCUGUGGUACGGGGCCGUUCUCCCGUGGACCCUCUUCGGCGACAAUCCCAUCGUUCCGACCUGGAAGCUCGCCGUGCUGGGCAUCUUGGUCCUCCUGGUGCGCCGCCUACCGUGGGUGUUUGCCAUGCACAAGUGGAUUCGCCAGAUCGAGGAGACCAGGCAGGCCAUCUUUGUUGGCUUCUUUGGCCCCAUUGGAGUCUCUGCCGUUUUCUAUCUAUUCAUCAGCCUCGAGUUCAUCGAGGAGCAUAUGAGUGAUGAGAAUGGUGUCCCGCGUAGAGAUGUCCAGGAUCUCAGUGAAACGAUUCGAAUCGUCGUUUGGUUCCUGACUGUUUGCAGUGUUGUAAGUGUUGUUCACGGCCUGAGCAUCCCGCUUGGAAAAAUCGGAUAUCUCGCGCCUCGAACCUUUGGCCGUGUGCUUAGCGAGAGCUUGAGCGACGAGCCGCGUGCCGUUGAAGCACGGCGCCGGAUCCCCGUCCUCGGCAAAUAUCUCGCAGGAAAGCCAGGUGACGUCGAGUCGAGGCGCCCGAAGCCCCGUCCCGUCAUAUCAGGCCCGACGAACCCUCGCCAGGCCCACCAGGGGACAGCACCCUCGGGUGAAGGGCCGGCAUUGUCUGCGUCCUUGUCCGGUGCAAUCCAGAUGCAGCCAGACUCUGGGACGGCCACGCCCGUCCGCGUCCGCCGAGAUCGGGAGAUUCGGUUCCCGGACGAGGUGUAG
Messenger RNA from Purpureocillium lilacinum, 1323 nucleotides. The record is from RefSeq and is a predicted model, not a curated record. Lineage: Eukaryota; Fungi; Ascomycota; Sordariomycetes; Hypocreales; Ophiocordycipitaceae.